CUCCUCAAACAAAUCCUUUCUCUUGCGGCCUGAACUGGCGCCGCACAUCAUCCGUGAGAGAGCGUUGCUCACUCAUUCCCGUCCACCGUUUCCAUAUGUACUGUGGCAUUGCACUUUCCGACGGAGCCACUUGCGGAAUAUCCCAGCUACAGUAUCAGUAUCACAGUCAAUCUCCUAAUCCCAUGAUCGUUCCAGCUUCAUUUGGUGGAGAUGUCGCCACGCUGGUGAGAUGCAUCCUGGUUAAUCGAGUGUCACACCUUCACCUCGCCGCUAUCCUACAUGCCAGUGCAGUCUUGUUGGUUGGCCUGCAUAUACGCGCCAGUAAAUCAAGUCCACCGCCAGACUACUGUAUUCUGCAUACUGCAUUCUCGCCGCGUAUCAUAUCCAUUCUGAUUUGAUUACCCCGCGCCGGUCUUGCAAUGCUUAAAUAAGCCGUCCCCUCACUGUGGGCGAAAGCCUUCACUGAGACGCCCAGCUUCAGGCGUCAUCAUUUGCGCAAUCGCUCGAAAGACGAAAUCGGACUCUUGCCCCAAAGUAUAUCGUCUUCCUACCUCAAGAUGGCGGAGAGGAGCUCUUUCAAUCGCAGUGCCGGAAAGAAGACUUCUUUUACGUUCCCGCUGCUUCACCCAAAAGUCGCCAACGCCGUCGUCGACCAUAUCACCGUCGUCUGGGUCAGCAAAAAGACCACACGAGAGCCAAACAACACUUACUCCACCUCGGUAAAGGGAAAGUUCACUUGCGACAAUGGCGCUUGUUCCAACAAAACUUGGACAAGCGGAAAAGUGACUUUGGCGAUUCAGGGAUACCCAGGCGGCGGCUAUAACGCAGUCGUAUACAAUCAGCGAUGCAAAGUGUGCAAUCGACUGGGGAUUUUCUCCCUGGCUGAGGACACAUACGUCGAUCGAAUUGCAUAUCGGUUGAAGAAAUGGGCGGGCGUGGCGAUGGAGCGGCGUGUGUACGAAAAGAGGGGUACCCCUCCCCACAAGAAAGGGCUUUGUGAGGGCUGCAAGAAAGGCUGUUGUAGAGAAGGCUUUGCUGAUUUCAAUUUGUACUGAGUUGAGACAUUCCAAAGGUGAUUCCGGACUGGGGAGGUCUCCAAGUAGAGGGCGUUGCAGCUUAGCCUUGUAAUACUGACGGCGUAUCCAAGCUCAGCUUUGCGAUGUAGUCAACUACAAUAGAGGGGCGUGGCAAUCUUUCAACUCCUCUCAUCUACAGAUACAUCAAAGCUUGCGUUUGGGCUUGACGGAUCGCGGUGGAAGCUUAUCGGAACUGCGGGAGAUGUGAUACGCUUGCAGAAGGUGAACGAUAAGUCCAACCCCAGCGUCAACAGCGGAUGAACGACGCCGAGUGCAGACAACGGCAGCACGACGUCUUCGUACGCAAUGACUGGCAAUACGUUAUUCUGAAAGGUGGCACAACUCGAGACUCUCCACUGUGCUCUGGCGACACGAUCGGCCUCUGUCGCCUUGUGGCGUGUCUCUUCCCUCGAGUGCUGAGGGGACGCGUCGCUGUGAUUGGGACCUCGUAAUCUAGAACGCGUCGCGACCGCGUGUUAUGCCGCCACCUCGACUGAACGAGGCCGGGAUGGCGACACAAAUCGCUUGCCACAAGCCCUCGCAACGGUGCUCCAACGCCGGUCAUGAGCUG
This is a messenger RNA of Colletotrichum scovillei, 1647 nucleotides long. RefSeq lists its product as uncharacterized. The transcript has a single exon. Lineage: Eukaryota; Fungi; Ascomycota; Sordariomycetes; Glomerellales; Glomerellaceae. The coding region runs from base 558 to 1055 and encodes 165 amino acids. The record is from RefSeq and is a predicted model, not a curated record.